Messenger RNA from Entrophospora candida, 648 nucleotides. The record is from the annotation of a GenBank genome assembly. Lineage: Eukaryota; Fungi; Glomeromycota; Glomeromycetes; Entrophosporales; Entrophosporaceae.
AUGAUUGAUACUGCAUUUUCAGACAUGCCCCAUACUUACAUUGUUGGUGGUGAAAGGGCUGGAUUGGCCUCUACUGAGAGAAAAAACCAAUACAGGACUUUGCCAAAUGUUGGACCAAUUCAGCGGAAAGCGAUUGGAAAAAGGGGAGAUGCAUAUGUUAGGACAAUUGGGUCGAUAUCAAAUGACUGGGCAGCAUCAGAAGCAGGACAUAAAUGGGAGGGUAUGUAUGGUACUAAUCUAAUGAAGGAAUCUGGGCUGAGCUUGCCAAGAACUUUAAAGGAUAUUUUCACCCAUCUAGCUGAUAAGAUUAAGUUUACAGAAGAAAAGCUGAGGAAACUGAAUGUGGUCAGUUUUAUUCAUACAGGCACAGUGUUGAUUAGAACAAAUCUUGAUUGCCCAGAUGGGUAUAUCUGUCGAUACACAAGAAGAAAUCCACUUGAAGUUUACAUGGAUGUAAAUAAUUUUGGUAAAUCCUUGGAUGUGCUAGUUGAGAUAAUAUAUGCAAAGCUCCUAGUACUCCAAACGAUGAAAGUUGUGAAUGAUUCGGUGGAUGGUAAAAGUAAUGUUACAAGGUGGAAAAAACAAGCAAAAUUGGAUAGGUCUAAUAUUACUACAAUACCUGAUGUCCAUCCAUCACCAAAAAGAUAA